This is a messenger RNA of Penaeus chinensis, 1154 nucleotides long. Its product is annotated as probable bifunctional dTTP/UTP pyrophosphatase/methyltransferase protein. The transcript has 5 exons. The record is from RefSeq and is a predicted model, not a curated record. Lineage: Eukaryota; Metazoa; Arthropoda; Malacostraca; Decapoda; Penaeidae. Gene Ontology annotation, molecular function: nucleoside triphosphate diphosphatase activity. The coding region runs from base 151 to 786 and encodes 211 amino acids.
AUCACGUGAAAUAUGUUCGUAUCUGCAGCCUUUUCACACGAAAGUAAACAUUUAUAGUCACGGUCCCUCCUUACUCCGCGUGUAUUACAAGCCGAGAAUUUCCCCAACAAAUCCAAUUUAAGGAGAAGAAAGGAGAAUUCCCACAACAAAAUGAUAAUUCAGUACUUAAGCAAAUUAGGAAAUAAGAGUGUCGUCCUCGCCAGUUCCUCACCUCGAAGGAAGGAAAUUCUACAGAAUAUGGGAUUAAAAAUAACCAUUGAGCCUUCAAGCUUCAUAGAGAACUUGGACCCCAAUAGUUUUGAUCAUCCCAAGGACUAUGUGAUAGCUACGGCCCAGGGAAAGGCACAGGAGGUAGCCAAAAGGUUAAGCACGCCUCAGUCUUCCCCAGACUUUGUCAUAGGGGCUGAUACCUGCAUCACUUUGGAUGGCACUGUUUAUGGCAAGCCCAAAGACAGAGAUCAUGCCUUCAGUAUGUUGAGCAAUCUCAGUGGAAAGAGUCAUGAAGUGCUCACAGGCGUGUGUUUGAUGGUCCACAAAGGGCAGGAAUGGCAGGAGGUUAACUUCAGUGAGACGACCACUGUCAGUUUUGCGACAUUGUCACCCCAAGUUAUCAAUGCUUAUAUUGAUACUGGAGAACCCAUGGACAAGGCUGGUGGUUAUGGCAUUCAGGCUCUUGGAGGAAUGUUAAUAGAAGGAAUACAAGGCGAUUAUUAUAAUGUAAUGGGAUUUCCUCUUCAUAGGUUUUGCCAGUCAUUGGUUCCUGUGCUAGAAGAAAUGUUUUCGUAGUAUGCUGGCAUGUAUAAAUGUUUCCUCUUUUAUGUUAAUUUAUACUGAUGGUUGUAAAUGUUUAAAGAAAUGUGUCCUACAUUUUAGAUAUAUUUGUUUUAAUUACUACUUCAUAUGAUUGAAGAGUAAAGAUCUAUAGGUCAGUUCAAUCAAAUAUUCCUUAUAGUGAAGAUAAAAACAAGUUGAAUUUGGUGUUGCAUUUGGACUUGUGAUAUUUAUAUGAGAUCAAUAUGAUUUAUAGUUAUACUUUGAAAAAAAACAAAAAAAUUCCUUUGUCUGUUUUAUCUUUUCUUUUCUUGUAAAGAAUGUAUUAUGUGCAGGGAUAUUUAAGUGAUGAAUGGAUGAUAUGAAUAAAGCAUUUCAAUGUU